This is a messenger RNA of Suillus paluster, 876 nucleotides long. Its product is annotated as N-terminal region of Chorein, a TM vesicle-mediated sorter-domain-containing protein. The transcript is spliced from 6 exons. Bases 150 to 710 code for a protein of 186 amino acids. The record is from RefSeq and is a predicted model, not a curated record. Gene Ontology annotation, biological process: mitochondrion organization; late endosome to vacuole transport; protein targeting to vacuole. NCBI's taxonomy places the organism in Eukaryota, Fungi, Basidiomycota, Agaricomycetes, Boletales, Suillaceae. Gene Ontology annotation, cellular component: extrinsic component of membrane.
UCCCACGAUCGGUCAUCUAUGUACAUGAUCUGUCCAACCGAACGUACUAGCUGUCCGACUUAAGUAUAGCUACAGCAACCCCCUGCUUUCUCUCUCUUCAGUGUACUUUUAUUCCGAUAUCAGAAUAAGCUUAAGUCGAUACCUCCACAAUGUGGUGGUUGGACCCCACAAAAGAGGUCUCGAAUCUGUUCAAUAGGAUACUUGCCCCAUAUGUUGAGAACCUGGAUAUGAACAGCCUAAAAUAUAGUAUUGGGCAAGGUCAAGUAACGUUGCGCAACUUGCGUCUCAAGAAGGGUGCCUUGGAUAAAUUCAGACUCCCAGUCGAUGUUAUCGAAGGUUACCUCGGUACAUUCACGCUGUCUGUCAAUUGGAUGAACCUCGGCAAUCAACCUGUCGAGAUAUUGAUCGAAGAUGUGUAUCUCCUCGCCACACCCUCUCCGCAGACGAACAUCGAUCCAGAUGAGGAAAGGCAGAGAGCACAGGCCGCCAAACUCGACCGAUUGAGAAGUACAGAACUUCUGCACAUGCAUGCUUCCUCAGAGGAUUCUUCGCAGUCGCAGGGUUUCUGGGCUUCCUUAACGGCUAAAAUAAUCAGCAACCUGCAGGUGACCGUAAAGAACAUUCAUGUACGGUACGAGGACAACAUGAGCGUUCCUGGCGUACGUAGGACAAACGGGCCUCACAAUUCAUUAUAUAACGUCCAAUAUUAGCAUCAUUUCGCCAUGGGCAUCACAUUGGCGAGUUUCACAGCGGUGUCAGUCAACGAGGAAUGGCAACCGACUUUCAUAGAAUGUGCGACCGGUGCAUUCCGCAAGGUUGGAAUCACUAGCAGUAUAUUUUGAUUCAGACUCGCAAAGCAUGGCAGGGCUGCCCUUA